This is a messenger RNA of Amphiprion ocellaris (clown anemonefish), 8003 nucleotides long. Its product is annotated as centromere protein F. Gene Ontology annotation, biological process: mitotic cell cycle; regulation of G2/M transition of mitotic cell cycle; metaphase chromosome alignment. NCBI's taxonomy places the organism in Eukaryota, Metazoa, Chordata, Actinopteri, Pomacentridae. Gene Ontology annotation, cellular component: chromosome, centromeric region; nucleus; spindle pole. The record is from RefSeq and is a predicted model, not a curated record. The transcript is spliced from 18 exons. The coding region runs from base 257 to 5227 and encodes 1656 amino acids. Gene Ontology annotation, molecular function: dynein complex binding; microtubule binding.
ACGGCUGCGGUUCUGUCAGCUGCACGAGACGCGCGGCAUCUUGUCCCAGAUAUGAAAGCUGUCAUUUAACGUUCGCGGUUGGUCUCGGUUCUGUUCACAGCCACGUUUCACCUGCCGAACACCGGAGAACCGGAGCCCGGUGCUACUUUUUAAACAGCGGCGUCAGAGUGCCGUCACAGCUGUGUAUGUGUGUGAGCCUCCCCGGCGGCUGGCGCCCUUUGUGACUCUCUAAAGUGAAUGGCCCAAGCACAGAGACAUGAGCUGGGCUGAGGAGGACUGGACGGUGGGCCUGUCUGGACGGGUUCUGCAAAAGGUGAAGGAGCUGCAGGUCCAUCAGGAGCGACUGUCCAGAGAAAGCAAGCAGAAACAACUGCAGUUGGACAAUAUCAACACUAGCCUUGAGAAGCAAACUGUCAAGUAUGAGGAGGUGCGUGGGGAGCUGCACUCUGUGCAGAGAGAUCUCCAGAGUGUUCGGGAGGAGGCCAAAGCGGCCGUGACCGGCAGGGAGCGUCUGACCCAGGAGCUUCAGACCAAGCAGGCCCAAGUAUGUUCUUUGGAGGGCCAGUUAGAUGCUGCUCGUACACUCGGCAACAAGCUCACUCAGGAAAUCAAAAGGCUGGAGGCUGAGCUGGAGAAGCUGCAGAACAGCAGCAGACCAGCAGAUAUAACUGUGUUUUCUACACCCUGUUGGAAUACAACCUCGCCCUGGGAAAACAAUGGGAGCAGACAGGAAGAGAGGUCGGGGCAGCGAGAUGAAGGACAGAGCCGGGCGAAUGUCCGACAGCGGCUCCAGUUCUCGGACAUGCCCACAGCUUCAUUGCCACGACAACAGAAGAGCACACCACACCGCCACCCAUCCGACCAAUCGGACAUCUUCUCCACUCCCUCGGCUGCAUUUCCAUGGGAACGGGACGAUUCAAGACCAGCAGCCAGGAGACGACUUCCGCCUUCUCCCCAGACGCCAUGCCCUGAUGUCACAAAUCAAGGCUUGUCGGAGCAGGGGAGUUGUGGGAAGGAGAAGGACCUCAAGACAGAGGCAGACAUAUCCUUAUCAGAAAUGCGGCGGCGUAUCUCUGCUCUGGAGGACGAGCUGUCUGCGAAGGCCAGCACAUUGAAGAGCAUUCAAAAUGAAAUGGUGCAAAGUAAAAAGGAGCUCGCUGCCAAAGAGCUCAACCUUCAGAAAAUCCGUGAUGAACUCAGCCUCGCACACACACGAAUGGCCCAGGACAGUGAACGGGCAUCAGGAGCUGAGCAGAGGGUGAAGCAGCUACAAGAGGAGCUCAAGUGUCAGAGACAAAAUGCUGAAAGCGGCCGACUGCAGCACCAACAGCGCACUAAGGAGCUGGAGAAACAGCAUCAAAGGGAUUUGGCAGAGCUUCAGAAAGAGAGGCAGUGUCUGGAGAGGCAGCAUCAGCAGGAGGUGAAUAAGCUCAAUCAGGAGCUCCAGCAGGCUAGGACACUCCACAAUGCCCUGCAGGCCCAGGCUGACAAGCUGUCUCUCCAGAAGCAAGCACUGGACAAAGAGCUGGACACUACAAAAGAGAAGCUGAAGUGGACAGAGGGACAGCUGAAGGAGAGCCAGAAGAGAGAGACACAAACACAAGCCAAACUGACGGAAGCGGUGCGUGAGGCGGAGGGUGUGGCAGUGAGUCUGGAGCAGAGCCGGAAGAGGGAACGAGCUCUGGAGGAGGAGGGGAAGAGACUGGAGGAGGAGCUAGCUGACGCCCUGCGUCUCAUCAAAGAACUGCAGGAGCAAAAAUCUGUUUCAGCACCCCCUCUGCAGCCUGUCCAAUUUUGCCCUGUUGGACAGAGUUUCUCACCUCAGUCUUCCUUUUCUCAUCACCCUCGACCGUCAUCCAACUCCAAGAGGCCUGCUUCUACCCCAGCUGAGCAGAGGAGGGAAGAGGAAGAGAAUGUAGAUGCGAGAAGGGCAGAAAUUACAGCAUCUUACCCUUCUGACAGAGAACCAGGAGAAGGAAUCGACUCUGAACACAUCACUGUCCUUAUCUCCUCAGACUCUGAGUGCUUGCAAAGAGCAGGACACAGAAGAAAAAGUAAUGAAGAGGAUAACAGGAGUAGAAAUGAGUUAAUAGACUGUGAUAUGUCUGGGGCAAGCAAGAGCUGUUCCACUCACUCUGCUGUCAGUGCGCCAAUCAACUCGUCUGUAGAUAGUGAUAAAGUGAUUGAUCCUGAACGCUCAACUCUGGCACAAAGUUCAGUGCUUUCUGCUGAAAAAACACGUUCCCUAAAGUCUGAGCAGAUCAUCCACUCUGAAGACCUAAAGAGAGAGAAUGCCAUGCUGCGCUCAGAGAUCCAGGAUGUACGUGACGAACUCCAGAAACGACUUGAAGACCUUGAAACUCAGCGACGGGCCGAGGCAGAAACCAGGACCCGCCUCAAACAGUUGAGCCGCAAACACAGCAGUCAAACUGUGGAGAGGAAGGAGAAAGACAAGGAAUGGAAGGCACAGCUGGACAGUGAAAAGGCUGAGACAGAAAGGCUGAGGAGGACCAUAGGUACUUUGGAGGCAGAGAUGAAGAGAGUAAAGGAGGAAAGAGACAAGAUGGAGAGAGAGGAGUGGGAGGAGAAGAAAAACCAAGCAAAAGAAGACAGAGAGAGUGAAAUGAUAGAGCUAAAUAUUCAGCUGAAGAAGCAGCUAGCCGAGGUGAAAUCCCAGCUGGCUUUAGAACGAGAGGAAAGAAAAAGAGAGGAAGAGGAGAGGAACCAAAUAACAGAUACAGACAGUGAUGUGAAGAUGGCGCUGAGUAUAAAACUGGCAGAACUUCAAGCUGAAGUAGAAGAACUAAAGCGCAGAGGAAAGGAAGACUCACAAGAAGAGGAGAGACUCUCAGCUGUCAACAGCCCGCUGACGUAUCUGACUCUCCAUGAUGAUGAGCUCAACUCCAACAUUGUUUCCUGCGAUGGCAAACUCCUCCCUUCACCAGAGCAGCAUCUCCUCUUCUGCCAGUCCACCAACCAACGCAACAUGCUUGUGUCUCAGGCAACAGCAGACAUCCAGGAAAAGCGAACAGUGAUUGAUGCUGAGCAUUCACUUCUGUCAGAUGAAGUUCAAGAAGUGGCCUCUGACCCAGAAAACGGCAAACAGAACUAUCUUGGAGGGUCUUCUCCAUCAGACCUCCAGAAGGAGGAGCUUGCUGCUUCCGAUCUUGCCAAAGAGGUGGAACAUCUACAGAAGGAAAAGCAAAAGGAGACAGAACGUGCUAACCAGUACCAAGUAAAACUGGAGGCCCUGCAGAACCAGGUUACACGUCAGACCCAGCAGCUAACUAUGGCCUUUGAGAAGCAGAGUCAGCAUAUCUCAGGCCUUUUAGCCGAGUUGCAAGAGAAGGAGAGCGCCCUCCUCAGCCAGGGAGAAGAACUGCUGCGAUGUAAGCAAGCGCUUGAUGUACUGAAAAAGGAAGAAGAAAAGAUGAUGGCCAAAGACGUGGAGGAAGAGAAACAAAGACAACAACAAGAUGAAAAGUUGGUGGAGAUCUCAGAGAGCCAUCUGAAACAGGAAGAGGAGUGUCCUAUCACCCACCACACUGCAGACUCACUGGCAGAUGAUGACUUGAAUUUACCGAAAGAUGAAAGUCAACCAACAACUAGGACACAUAUCGCUGAAACAGCAACACCUAGUAGCAGUGAAGAAGAAAAUGAAGCACGAUGGUCAGGAGAACAACAUCCAGACUCUGGAGACUUUAACAAGACACAGAGUAACCAUGACUCUGCUUCUGUGAAGGCAGAUAAUCAGAGCCGUCAAAAUGGAGGAAAAGCAGACCUGGUUACAGAACUACUUGCUCUCCAACAGGAGAAUCAGCUGCUGAGACAAAGACUAGAGGAUUUGACCAUUUCAGACUCCAGGAGCCCAACUUUGCAGACCGAUUGUGAAAACAGAGAAGCCCCAGACAAGCAAAGCCGAGACAGAGGAGAUGCUGCUAUGUCCUGCUUGAUGGAGCAGAAGACGUCUAAUGUACCGAACGACGUCAUAACUGAGGAACUGCAGUCACUACAGGAGAAUGUGAAGAGGAGUGAAGAUGAAGGACACGAUCUAGAAAGAGAAGAUAGAACCACACAAGCUGAAGAAGAUUUAGACGAAGUGUCUCAGGCCCACAUCAACCACCUACAGCAACAGGUGGAGGCGCUGCAGAUGCAGGUAAGAGCUCUCACUGAGGAGACCCAGCAGAAGGCUGAGGAGCUUGAAGUUUGGAGACUGGCCUCCCAACCAGCCCCGACAUUUGACCAGUUCCUUCAAAGCACAGACGCCCAGCGUGAAAUACAAGAACAGACGACCCAGAACCAGGCUCAGACUGUCCAGGAACCCUCGCUGGGUACUCAGAAGAACCAGGGUAGCAUCACUGUCAUCAGAGAAGAUGAGUUAUUCCUCAGCUGCUCCUCCAACAAACUGCAAUCCCGCACAUUAUUCUCCAGACUUCAGAACAGCAAUGUUGUGGAACCAAACCCUCUCCAUCCCUCUAAAAAGACUGCAGCACUUCAGGAAUACAAUCAGGACACUGCCAAGACUGACCAGGAAUCUGAAAAAGAAAACCAAGAGAUAAACUUCCUACAACGGUCAGAUGCAUGUCCAACGCAACACAAACUGAAGAGAGACACUGAACUCAUCCAAAUUUCAUCAGACAAAAUCUCUCAACAGCACAUAGCCAAAGAUCUCCACAAGGUCUCAGGACCAAAUCUGACCAGCGGUGGAAAACCUGAGACCAAGACAAAUCCUUCUAGAGCAACCAAUGAAAUAAACACAAUCAGUAAUUGUCCAGAGAGAGGUGUCAAGUUGGAAAUGAAAAAUGUCAGCAGUCAAACAGAGGAGAGCUUGUGUCCUUGUGGUGUAACAACAGUAUGUGCAAACACACAGACUGAGGAGGAGGAAGAGAAUGAAGAAGAGUUGGUGGAUUCCCCUCCUGUCCCUCCUGUCCCAUUAUCUGAAGGUACGGCAGCAGAAGACAAAAUGUUGUUUUCAGGUUCUUUCCCCAUCCCGGCUGACCCGGCCCGACUGGCUGAAAGAAUCCGCCGUAACAGGACACAGUUGUCAGCUGCCUUUGAUGACACGGAGUAUGAACCUUAUGGCCUGCCAGAAGUCGUCAUGAAAGGUUUUGCUGACAUCCCCAGUGGGCCGUCAUGUCCCUACAUUGUGAGACGAGGUUUGUUAGGCACAACUGUUGUACCUGCCGCUCACAAAGACACUGGAGAUGAGGAGGAUGAGACGGAUUAAAACACAGCAACAGUGUGCACAUCUGAUGGGAAAACCUGAUCACGGUGGUUUCUCGAUGAACCUGAGUGAUGGACAACAGCAGCUUCAGAGACUCGAAGCACUUCAGACUUUGACACAAACACAGGACCAGUUUAAAAAGCUACGAUCAGCCAUGGACUGCUGUACACGUGUGUGCAGGUAACUGGGCCUGCACUGACAGAAUAAACACUCCACUGUGGAUCCAAAAUGUUUAAAUGGUCACUAGUUUAUCCUCAAAUUACUGUGUGGAGACUUGCCCAUCACAAUGCUGCCACUUUUCACCCACCUGUAUAUUUAUGUACAAGAGGUGGUGAUUUAGUGAUGCUCGUUGAUGUUUCUUGAACCACUUUUCCAAAGGGAUUGUUUAGUUUUUUGAAACUCAGAAGUAACUUAUGCCUAUCCUCGGCUUACUUCGAAUGAAACAGUGCCUGGUUGAUGUUUUUCUAAACAAGCACUUGUCAAGAUAAGUUUGACUUGUUUUCCAAAAGGGUGAAGCCAAGAGAGGCCUGUUGUGAGAACAUGAUAUAUAUUUUCAUUUUUUUAGCUUCUUGGGGUGACUUAUUUAUGGACACUUGAAUGUGUUUUAGUUGAGGGACGUUUACAAAAAAAUGUGUGAAAGCUUAGUGAGUGUGUGUGAAACAAUAGCUGUGAAUAUGAACAUGUGUGUCGUCAUCUUGAUGUUACUGUUUGUAUAUGUGUGUGGGAGAGAGUGGGGUGAGCACAUGUCUAUGACUCAGUCUAACCUGCACUGGUUUCCGCUCCAUGUAUGGUGAUGCACUCUGCUCCCGUUCUCCUUCCUCUCCUGCUUUGCUUCUCGGUCCUACACUAACAAACUCUCAGUGGUUAGUUUUAAUUUAUUUUACUGAUGUAAUUGUUUUUUUUUGUUUGUUUCGGGGUUGUCUUUGCACAUAUGCUACUGUGCCAUAGCCCACAUUCUCACAUUUCUACACACUGUAGAUUUAACAGAUGAGUUUGAAAUGGAUGUUCAGUUUGUCGAUUGUCCUGUAGCAGCAGAUCUCACCACUCUGCUUACAUAUAGUCGAUUAAAGGAUAAAUUCACAUUUUCCCAAGUCUACGGUACUUAAAACCAUAUUCACAUGCCCUUGUGUGCAUCAAAAGAGUUACUGGUUGUUGAGUUCCCUUUCAAAAGCGAUUUCAGUGUAAAUAAUGGAGAGCUAAAUCCACACUCUUCGAUCGUAAGUUCAGCAGAAGCUAAUAUGACGCUUGAAGCAACUGAGUUAAGGCUUAGUUACAUCAGAAAGUGGAACUGCACAAUUAACCUUUGCGUCCCUCUGGAAUAUUUGUGAUACAGCAGCUAUACUUGCAGGGCUUGCUGGUGAAACGACCAGUCAGUCACAGCAGCUCCUGGAGAUUUUCUGUUUUAUCUCUCUUUUAGUCUGUUUACACUCUUGACAUUUAAUUCAUCAACAUUUACUGAGGAGGGACAAUGAAGCUCUUAGUUUGGGGGUCGACGGAUUUUGUGUUUUCCAAGUCCUGUACAAAACUGAUUAUUUGUAGUGAAGGAGAUUUAUAACUGAUCCUAGAACUAUUAUACAUUUAAAAAUACAACACAAAUUUAGAAUAACACCACCCUAAACACAAAACAUUGAUGAAAUUCCUUUGCUUAUUAAUGUUUUGCACAUGUUUAUUUUAAAGACAUUUAUCUUUCAGUGUCUAUAGGCUAUAUCUUGUAUGGGGAACUAGUCAGAUAGAUAAAGAGAAUUGGCUACAUUAUAGUCAAAGUAGCAUAUCUUUAAUUUUUUUUAUUGGGAACUUGUACAAACAAUAUGAUACUAAUAAACAGAAAAUGCAUAAUGAUGGAUCAGAUAAUUGGCUCUUUUUCUGAGAAAUUCCUAAACAGUUGGUUUGAAAACUUGCUAGCUAACAUGGCUGCUGAUGUAACAAUAAAUUUAUUCUAAAAUUGUAUUUGUACCAUCGACUCCUGUCUCGUAACUGUCUGCAAACCAUGAAUGAAAUUGAAAAGUGCAAAACAGCUAAAAAAAACCCCAAGGUUUGUGUUCUCUGGUUUGGACAACGUGUCAGCUCAGAAGGUCGGCAUUGUGAAAGUGUCUUAUCUUUGGUCUACAGCAUCAAUUUGUGUCAAAGUUGAAUUAUAUAAUCUGUAAGAAACCCCACUAACUGCUGCGAUUCCGGUGGAAUGAUUUGUUAAAUAAUGAUGCCAUCAGACCCUUUAGCCAAGUGGGUUUCUUCCAGAGUUGGUCUUUACAGCUCUGAAUUUCCUCUUUAUGUUUCUAUUUCUAUGGUCAGUCUUUUCUUGCUGAACCCUGGUGGACUGACUGAAACAAAAGGGAAUUUCAAACUAAAAAUACUAGCAUCAGAAUAGGCCGACUUAAACUGUCCAAAUUAGGUUGCUAAAGUUUCAUUAAUUACACUGAAACUGCUUUCAGGAAGGCUCUCUGUGCAUCAAGGGGAAUGAUUGAAGUGGAGUGUUUUUGGUUUUUAAACUUAAUUUGUAUUGAGAGGUAGUCGCUCUCUGCUGGCUGUGGAUUGUUAGAACACAGUAGACAUUCAAGAACGUUCAGGUCCUGAAUCAAUGCCAUUUGCCUGUCAUGUUGACAACCUCACACACACCAACACACACUUCACCUCCCUCUCAGCUGCCUUCGUAUCUCUGGGAUUUGUUGUCUUUUGGCGGUGAGAAGGGAAUCUUCUUGUAUAUUUUUUGCCUUGUUUUGAACACUUUUAUGUGAAUGUAUCUGUAUUGUGUUCACGGCUAGAAUAAAAGGCUUGCUCUUAA